Molecule: messenger RNA, 1055 nt
Organism: Salvia miltiorrhiza (redroot sage)
Lineage: Eukaryota; Viridiplantae; Streptophyta; Magnoliopsida; Lamiales; Lamiaceae
Exons: 7
Coding region: 167-910 (247 amino acids)
Source: RefSeq, a predicted model, not a curated record
CUCAUUCCAAAAUUUCACCCAAAAUCGGCAGUAGCGGAAAGAUGUACGGAUUCAAUUCGGCCACUCUCCUCACCGGCGCCGCACCUAUGCGAAAAUCAGGCACUCCUCUCGCCGCUGUCUCGCUGGAAUCAGUCAGAUUGUUGACAGCCGCAAAUGUGAGAGGAAAAUGGAGAAUAAGCUGAAGAAGCUCUCGAGUAAUGUGGUGAUGCUCACGUGCCAGUCAUCUGCGGAUACUGGCGUAUGCAAUGUUUAUUUGGUCGGAACCAAUCACACUUGUCCGAAAUCUUGGGCAGAAGUUAAGGCCGUGGGGAAAUUCUUGAAACCAGAGGUUUUUUUCCUGGAAUUGUGCUCUACUCGCACAGAAAUUCUUACACGUGAAAUACCAAAGGCUCUGACCAUGAGAGAAAUGGUCGAUAUGUGGAAGAAAAAUUAUCAACCUACUUGGAUUCUUUACAAGUGGUUUAUUCGCAAGUGGUAUUCUUGGGAGGUUCCAUUUGAAGGUGGAGAUAUGCGCGCGGCAAAUGAAGAAGCCAAGAAAUACGGCGCCAAGGUUAUACUUGGUGAUCGACCUAAUGAUAUUACAUUGCAGAGAUAUCGUGCUAGGACGUCUCUUUGGCAAGCGCACGCCAAGAUACGUAAUGGAACCACUUGGUGUCAUAAUAUUUAUAAGGAAACCUUUUUCCACGAGCGCGACCUAUAUAUGUCGGCCAAGAUACUAGAAGUUGCGCGCAAGCAUAAAUCAGUGGUAGCUGUUGUGGGAAGGGACCACUUACUAGGAAUCCAGAAGAACUGGAAAAAAUCUGUUGACACGGAGCAACUUAUUUACGUACCAUCAGGGAAGAAAAAAGUUGCAUCCAUUGGAGCAGGAGUUGCCAUAAUUUAUGGCAUUUAUCUCUACAUGAAGAAUUAGCAUUCUGUAUUCCAUAAGCCUAAUCGAGCCCAGGUGAGAGAUGUUGCAACAAUGAUGUAAUUUCAGAACGCGUAUUGAUGUAAUUCGUGUACUUAAUGUUGUUAGGCAAUAGUGAAGGGUGAGCGAAUUUGUAUUAGUGAGCUGG